UCCAACCCUCCCUCUUUCCCUUCAGUGCCAAAAGGAGGAGAAACAACAAGCCGCCAUUUUGUUUUGUGCGGCCAGAGGAGCGGAGGAGGCACGAGAGGCAGACCGAGGAGAGCCGCUCCGAACCCGGCCACGGCGCGCACAGACACCCGCUGUCUGCUCAAAGAAGAGGAGGAAGGCGAAAGGACGAGGGAAAAAACACCAAAAGAAAUGAGGAGAUAAAUAAAUAAAAAGAAAGAAAAAUCACUCGGUGAAAAUCUGAAGAAGAGGCGGAAGGGGAUUUAAAAAAAAAAAAAAAACAGGAGGAAAAAAAAAACCCCUGCGGUGGGGAGCAGAGAAAGAGGAAAUACACACACAGAGAGAAAUAUAAUCCCCUUUUACACUUUUUUUUUCGUACAGAAUGGAUGCAGUGGUUGUGAAAGAAAUGAAACGACAGAGGACGGCGUAAAAGUGAAGGACGUCCACAACAAAGUGAAGAAAAGAAGUGAGAGAAAGAAGAGAGAAAUGAAGGCGCAGGGGGUCACGGCACCAGAAACGCCUGGGGCGCGUUUAUCGAACCCUGAAAUAUCACGGAGUGCGUCUGGGAUCUGAUCUAAAACCUUCGCCGUGAAUGCGUCUGCAUUCGGUCUCCCCCUGGUUCCGCUCAGUCGAUGUGUUUUUCCUCUCUACCUGAUUGCUCGAGGAUUUGUUCCUCAUUUCUUGCACUUGCGAGCUUCAUUAGAGUUGGCUUGAACCACAAAGUGAGCAGAUCCAUCCAGCUCUGCCACGGCUCUUCACCGUCCACCAAUAACACUACUGCAAAAAAAAAAAAAUCCUUAUCAAAGUAAACGAGUUAUCUCGUAGCUUUCUUCUUCGUACCGGGCCGUCAGAUCCAGAACUCGGAACGAUAAUGAUGUCUUUGCGUGCCUGAAGAUUGGACGCAGGAAGACGUUUCUUCUGAGAUCCGUGUGUGUGCGUGAGAGAUGCGACCCUACAAGAUUUCCUCCAUUCCGUCACAAAAACACUAAAGUGCAUUCACGAAUGCGAGUGUUUAUGGAGUUGGUGGUGCACCCAGACGGUUCUUCAGCACUUCGGUGGGAUUGCGUGCCACUUGGGUUAUUUUAUUAGUCCCGCAGAAGCACGGAUGACUUUUUAUCUGGACUGAAUCAUGGCCAAGUUUCUUUGAACAGUGUGGUGUGUGUGUCAGUUACGUGAACUGUAACUUUUGUCUAUUUAUAACUUACGUAUUGCAAAGUCGCUGUAUCGAUGAGGCAAGAUUUGAGGACGACUUCUGGAAUCGAACGAUUAUUUCAAGAACUAAGGUGGAGACAGAUGGCGCCGAGUGCCAUGGAGAAUUUCAGGAUUGUGGACGUUUUCAGGACCACUGCGUGAAGCGAAUUUCAUGUCCCGGACACCGAAUUUAAUUUGAGUUUCCUGACAAUCCAUAGUUUGAUUGGCGUCCCAACGAAGCUCCAGCAUUCAAAAGAGUAUGAUAAUCCAAUGAAAUAAAUCUGCAGGACUUUGGAGUGAUAAUCGUGGAAAUUUCAGAUUUGACCUUUCCUCUGUUGGUCCUAUGAAAGUGGACAGAGUUAAGAAAUUCCUCAAACGUGUAUGCACUCGGACAAGGAAAUUAUCCAAUCCUGAGUGGAUAUUUAUGCUUUAAUCCAGAAUCGGUGAAUAAAUAUGGCUGAUAAUGUUUUGGACUCGGGGCCGUCUUCAGCUAAAAGGCCUAAGUUGUCCUCUCCUGCACUGUCUGGUUCUGCCAGUGAUGGAAAUGACUUCAGUUCCCUCUUCGACCUGGAGCAUGACCUCCCUGAUGAGCUCAUCAGUUCAUCUGACUUGGCGUUGCCCAACGGAGGGGUCGAGGUGUGCCAGCCGUCCUCCCUCGGCCCGGUUCAGGACACAGCAGCCAAACACAAGCAGCUGUCCGAGCUCCUCUGCUCCACCUCGCAGCAGCAGCAGCAGGCAGGUAUGAUGGCGCCAGCCGGCUUUAACAGGCCAAUGAUGGCAACGCAGAAAGGAAACAUGCAGACGCAAGGCAUUAUGGGAGGGCAAGUCAUGAACGGGGUGCCCAGGAUGGGUUACAUCAACGCUAACCCUGGCAUGAACGUGGCCGAUCCUCUGCAGCAGCAACAGCAGCAGCUCCGAGCUCAGCAACCCGGAGCUGUUAACAAGAUGAACAUGAUGGCUGGUGCUGGCUCUGCCCCAUUCAUGCCUUCCUACUCCCAUAGUGGAGCUCAGUCAUCUCUUGCCCCGCCCCUUCAGAAUAAAGCGUCUCAGAACGUCUCGCAGUUCAGCGUGGAUCAGAAAGCCCAGCCUGGUCAGAGUGUCCCAGGCCUGGCGGUGGCGCCCCCUGUAGCCGACCCUGAGAAGAGGAAGCUGAUCCAGCAGCAGCUCGUCCUCCUGCUCCACGCCCAUAAGUGUCAGCGUCGGGAGCAGAGUAAUGGAGAGCUGUCUCACUGCAGCCUGCCUCACUGUAGGACCAUGAAGAACGUCCUCAAUCACAUGACCCACUGUCAGGCCGGGAAAACCUGCCAGGUGGCUCACUGUGCAUCGUCGAGGCAGAUUAUUUCUCACUGGAAGAACUGCACACGACACGACUGUCCUGUCUGUCUGCCUCUGAAAAAUGCAGGAGACAAGAGGCACCAGCAAUCUCUGUUGGGUGGAGCCAGUGUGGCAGUGGGUGGGUCUGUGGGUGGCUCUGCCCCCUGUGCUCCUCCCUCAGGACCUAAUCUGAACUCAGCAGGUCAGAUUGACCCGAGCUCCAUCGAGAGGGCGUACGCCGCGCUCGGGCUCAGCUACACAGGCCAGACGGGUCAGAUCACACCUUCUACUGCCACGGGUGUUAAUCCGGUUGGUGUUAAUGGCAGUGUAGGUGGUGUUCAGGCCCAAACCCAGCAGCCCAACCACCUCCCAGACGCUCUGUUACACCGGAACCUCACCACACACAGUCUGAUGAGUGACGGAGGAGGGGCAGGGCCUAUGAGUUCUGUUCCUUUAGCCGCACCCACUUCUGCAGGAAUGAGGAAGAGCUGGCAUGAGGACAUCACACAGGACCUGCGCAACCACCUCGUCCACAAACUUGUCCAGGCCAUUUUCCCCACCCCGGACCCUGCGGCUCUGAAGGACAGGAGGAUGGAGAACCUGGUGGCGUAUGCACGCAAAGUGGAGGGAGACAUGUACGAGUCAGCCAACAGCAGGGCUGAGUAUUAUCACCUGCUUGCGGAGAAGAUCUAUAAGAUCCAGAAGGAGUUGGAGGAGAAGAGAAAAACUCGACUGCAGAAACAGAGCACUCACACAGAGAAUGGUCCUCUGGCAGAUCCGUCACUUCUUCGUCCCCCUGGACCGAACCAGAUGGUCAACCGACUGCCUAAUCCUGCUGGUAUGAAUCAGUUCGGUCAGAUGGGGCCGCAGCCGCAGCACAUGAACCAGCUGGGCAUGCAGGGAGUACCUCGAAUGGUGCAGCCCAACAUGGCUCAGCUCCAAAACCAGUUCAACCAGAGCCAGUUCCCGUUAGCCGGUUCCGGCCCGAUCCAGAUGUCCACUCCACCUCUGCUCAGUAGUCCGGCAGUUCAGACUCCACCCACAAGUUCUACAUCCAACCUUCCACCCACUUCACAACUCCAGACUCCACCCAUCCACCAAACCACACCCUCACCUGCUGCGAGACUUACACCCACCCCUCGUCAGACGCCGCCCCCUUUGCCUGGCAAUCAAACACCCCAGCCACAAACGCCCAACUCGACUGGCUUGGCCCCUCCCACCCCACAGCAGCAGCUGGACAGAGCCAAUCAGAUGCAGCCGCUUGGAGGUGGAGCUUCUGAAGCAUUGCCUGUGCCUUCCCAGGAUGCUCUGGGGCCGAACACGCAGCCACAGUCUCCGCCGUACGAAAAGCAGUCCGUUAUGACCGACGAUCCGACGUUGACCCCAGCCUCAGCGGGCUCCGUCGACCCUGAGAUAAACCCUGCCCCUGAAACUGAUCUAAAAAUGGAGGUCAAAAAGGAGGAAGAGGAGGAGGUGGAGACUCAGGAGGAAGAGGCGAAGGUUAAGAUGGAAGCUGUUCAGGACGAGGUGAAGGUCGAGGAGAACCCGGAGAUAAAGAAGGAGGAGCCAGAGGCUGAAUCGUGUAAGGCGGAGCCAAUGGAGGCGUCAACUGAGGAGACGGGAGAAGACAAGAAGCCCGAGAUAAAAUGCGAACCCAAAGAAGAGAAGCAGGGAAAAGAGACAACAGAUGAGUCGUCCAGCAACACGGAGAGCAAGAAGAAGAUCUUUAAGCCGGAGGAGAUGCGCGAGGUCCUCAUGCCCACUCUGGAGGCGCUCUACAAGCAGGAUCCCGAGUCCCUGCCCUUCCGCCAGCCCGUAGACCCGCAGCUCCUCGGCAUCCCCGACUACUUCGACAUCGUGAAGAACCCCAUGGACCUGUCCACCAUAAAGCGGAAGCUGGACACGGGUCAGUACCAGGAGCCAUGGCAGUACGUGGACGACAUCUGGCUGAUGUUCAACAACGCCUGGUUGUACAACCGCAAGACCUCACGUGUGUAUAAAUACUGCUCCAAACUGGCCGAGGUGUUUGAGCAGGAGAUCGACCCCGUCAUGCAGGGCCUCGGCUUCUGCUGCGGCCGCAAGUUGGAGUUUUCUCCUCAGACUCUGUGCUGCUACGGGAAACAACUGUGCACGAUCCCCCGAGAUGCUGCCUACUUCAGCUACCAAAACAGGUACCACUUCUGUGAGAAGUGUUUCAAUGAAAUCCAGGGCGAGAACGUGUCCCUGAGCGACGACCCCACGCAGCCCCAAACAUCCAUCAAUAAAGACCAGUUUGAGAAGAAGAAGAACGACACCCUCGACCCAGAGCUAUUUGUGGAAUGUUCUGACUGUGCUCGUAAAAUGCAUCAAAUCUGCAUCCUGCACAACGAGACGAUCUGGCCGUCAGGCUUCGUGUGUGACGGCUGUUUGAAGGCCUCCAACAAGACAAGGAAGGAGAAUAAAUACGCUGCCAAACGGCUUCCCCAGACAAAGCUGGGCAACUUCCUGGAGGCACGGGUGAACGAGUUCCUGAAGCGGCAAUACCAUCCAGAAACUGGUGAUGUCACUAUCCGGGUGGUUCACGUCUCCGACAAAAUGGUUGAAGUGAAGCCAGGAAUGAAGUCCAGAUUUGUGGACAGUGGUGAAAUGGCAGAGUCUUUCCCCUACCGGACAAAAGCUCUGUUUGCAUUCGAGGACAUUAACGGUGUGGAUGUGUGUUUUUUCGGAAUGCAUGUCCAAGAAUAUGGCUCCGAUUGUCCUCCACCCAAUCAGAGACGUGUGUAUAUCUCCUACCUGGACAGUGUGCACUUUUUUCAGCCACGUCACCUGAGGACAGGUGUGUAUCACGAGAUCCUAGUCGGGUACCUGGAGUACGUGAAGAAGUUAGGGUUCACCACAGGACAUAUCUGGGCAUGUCCACCAAGUGAAGGAGAUGAUUACAUCUUCCACUGUCACCCACCGGAUCAGAAGAUCCCCAAACCCAAACGGCUGCAGGAAUGGUACAAGAAGAUGCUGGACAAGGCUGUGGCAGAGCGGAUCGUUCAUGACUACAAGGACAUCUUUAAACAGGCAACCGAGGACCGCCUGACAAGUGCAAAGGAGCUGCCUUAUUUUGAGGGUGAUUUCUGGCCCAAUGUGUUGGAGGAGAGCAUCAAAGAGCUGGAGCAAGAAGAGGAGGAGAGGAAAAGAGAGGAGAACAACACCUCGAGUGAAAGUGUAGAUGCCACAGAGGGUGACAGCAAGAACGCAAAGAAAAAGAACAACAAGAAGACGAACAAGAACAAAAGCAGCAUGAGCCGAGCCAACAAGAAGAAACCAGGCGUGCCCAAUGUCUCCAACGACCUCUCCCAAAAACUCUAUGCUACCAUGGAGAAACACAAAGAGGUUUUCUUCGUCAUCCGUCUCCAUGCCGGCCCUGCUGUCAACUCGCUACCUGCCAUCAUAGAUCCAGACCCCCUGAUGGCGUGCGACCUGAUGGAUGGGCGUGAUGCCUUUCUGACGCUGGCUCGGGACAAGCACCUUGAGUUCAGCUCUUUGCGACGAGCCAAGUGGAGCUCGAUGUGUAUGCUGGUGGAACUGCACAACCAAAGCCAGGAUCGCUUUGUGUACACCUGCAAUGAGUGCAAACAUCAUGUGGAGACGCGUUUCCACUGCACAGUCUGUGAGGACUAUGACCUUUGCAUCACGUGCUAUAAAACUAAGGGUCAUGAGCACAAGAUGGAAAAGCUUGGUCUGGGUCUCGAUGAUGAAAGUAGCAACCAGGCAACAGCGGCCACUCAGAACCCUGGUGACUCUCGUCGUCUCAGCAUCCAGCGCUGCAUCCAGUCUCUGGUGCAUGCCUGUCAGUGUCGCAAUGCCAACUGCUCCCUACCAUCUUGCCAGAAGAUGAAGCGGGUGGUGCAGCACACGAAGGGCUGCAAGCGCAAGACAAAUGGUGGCUGUCCCAUCUGCAAGCAGCUCAUUGCUUUGUGCUGCUAUCAUGCCAAGCACUGCCAGGAGAACAAAUGCCCUGUGCCAUUUUGCCUCAACAUAAAGCAGAAACUCAGACAGCAGCAGCUGCAGCACAGGCUACAGCAAGCGCAGAUGCUGCGUAGGCGUAUGGCCACUAUGCAGCGGACUGGGCAGCCUCCUCUUGGUGGUGGCCCACCUGGAGGGCUUCCAUCACCAGGCAGCAACUGCACCACGGGUCGUAGCACACCAACAUCAGUGGGUACCCAGCCUCCCACCCCUCAGACACCUACCCAACAAAAUAUUGCGCCUGUACCCCAGCCUGGAAUGGGAGGCAUUCCUGUUGCAUCCCCUCAGCAGCUACAGCAACCACAGGGGAACAUGCCUCCCCAGCACCCUGGCCAUCAACAGUUUCAGCAAAUGCAAGGUGCUCAGGGAGUGAUGACCUCUCCCCAGCCACAAAUGGUUUCUCAACAACAGACUGGACAGCCACCACAUCCAAACAGUUUGGCUCAGUAUGGCCCACGACCUCCAGGCUCUACUGGCAAACCAGGCCUGGGUCCUGCAAGCCCUAGCAGCUUAGGGGCAGGUCCAUUGCAGCAACCAUCGGGUCCUCCUCCGGCAGCUGUGGAAAUUGCAAAGAAGAUCCAGCAAGUGGCAGAUGCACAAAGAAAUAUGGCAAAAGCUCAAUUACUGCAGAGGCAAGCUACCCAGACAGGCAUGAUGCCACCACACCACCAACAACCCCAAGCACAGAUGGGGAUGACCCAUUCGGGAGUUGCCAUGGUAGGGGGAACAGGGCUACCUCCUCAUGCACAAGCUGCUGUUUCGCGAGGCCAGUUAGAGCAGCAGCAGGGACCUCAAGGAAUGAUGGUUGGAGCAGGACCCAUGCAACAGCAACCUGUACCACAGCCUAAUGUACAGGGCCAGCUUCCUCCACAGGUUCCGAUCCAGCAAAGAGCUAAUGUGCAGCUUCAGCCUUCUGCUCAGCAGCAAUGGACAGGACAGGGGAUUCCACCUCCGCAGAGACCUCCAGUUAUGAACCAGCCUGGGGUGACUACAGUGCAGCAACAAAUGCAGCAGUCUCAGCAGCCACAGCAGCAACAGCCAGUGCCAAAUCAGAAUGCCUUGAUGAGUAUGGUGCAGGGUGGACUGCAGGGCGGUGCUGCAGGUGGAAUGGCAGGUGGGAGUCUUUCUCAAAGAACUGUGCAGGAACUGCUGCAAACCUUGCGGUCACCUAGCUCACCGCAGCAACAGCAGCAGGUUCUCAACAUUCUCCGCUCCAACCCACAACUAAUGGCUGCAUUUAUAAAGCAGCGGGUUUACAAGUAUAAAAACGGGCCAGGAGGUCCUGUUGGUGCACAGGGAGGGCCAGGGGCCAUGAGCAGCCAGCCAGUGGGAGUCGGUGCUUGUGGACUUCAGCCAUCCAUGAAUAUGGGACAAGCCCAACUUGCCCAGCUGCAACAACAACAGCAGCAGCAAAUGCAACAACCUCAGAGGCCCCUGCUUCAGCAGCAGCAGCAAGUUGCUGGGAUACAACAGCAGCAGCAGCAAGGAAUACCAGGCCAAGUGCCUCCCAAUGUGGUCAACAUGAAUCCACAGUUCAGACAGCUGCUGUUAAGGAGACAGCAGCAGAAACUACAGCUUCAGCAGCAGCAGCAGCAGCAGCAGCAACAACAGCAGCAGCAGCAGCCAGGGGGAAAUCAUACUGCAUUCCCACAGCAGCAGAGCUACAUGGGUCAGCAGGGUCAGCAGACUCAACCGGGAGUGCAACCUGGAGCCCAGCAGCAAGGAUACCCAGGCAACUCAGCACAGCAGCAGGGUUUCCCAGGCAACACAACCCAGGGUUACCCAGGCAACUCGGCUCAGCAGCAGGGUUACCCAGGCAACUCAGCUCAACAGCAGGGUUACCCAGGCAACUCGGCUCAGCAGCAGGGUUACCCAGGCAACUCGGCUCAGCAGCAGGGUUACCCAGGAAACUUGACCCAGCAGCAGGGUUUUCCAGGCAACUUGACUCAGCAACAGGCUUUUCCAGGAAACUCUGCACAGCAGCAGGGUUUUCCAGGCAACACUGCACAGCAGCAGGCUGCUGCAGUCUUGCAGCAGAGACUGCAGCAUCAACACAGAUUGCAAAUGCAGCAGCAGCAGCAGAAUGCUGGGCUGCAAGGGCCUGAUCGAGGUGGUCCACAGAUGCAGCCAGGACAAGGAGGAACGCAGCCUUCAUCAUCUCCGGCAAUGCUGCAUCAAGCAAUCCACCAGCGACUGCUUCAGCAACAGAAGCAGCACCUUGGUGGGACUUCGCCUGCACAGCAGAACAAUCCCAUGAGCCCACAGCAGCAAAUGUCACAGUCACCACACAUGCAGGGCCAGCCACUCCCCAACUCUCUCAGCAACCAAGUGCGAUCGCCUCAACCCUCCCCUCGUCCACAAUCACAGCCACCACACUCAAGUCCGUCCCCACGACUGCAGCAGACUCAGACAGCUUCGCCACACCCCGGCCAUCUACAGCAGCACCUACCUGGCAUGGCUCCUCCUCCACCUCCUCCCCAGCUACAGCAGAAUGCUAUGGACCCUAGCGGGAACUCUAUGCUGCCGCAUCUCAGCGGCAUGGUGGGACUCCACCCUGCAGCAGGGAAAGACAUACGACCCCCUAGUGGGCAGGAUCUUGGGGUGAAUAUGAAUUCAUUAGACAUGUAGUUAGAAAACCUCACCAGAGACAGUGUUAGGUUUGGUUUUUUGAAAUAUAUAUUACGGUUAUUAAUUAUUUAAUUUUUUUCUUAAACAUGAACACCUGGAACUCUGAUCUUCCUGUGGGAGACACAGAAAUUACAGAACCGGAAUGUUGAGUGUGAACGCUAAAUUAUGGCUCUUUUUGUUUUCCUGUCUGUUUUUUGCCAAUUGUGAACAAAUCAAGGCUUGUUUCUCAGACUCAGAGAAUAGAACACAGGUAAUAUUUUCAGGCCUGGGGGAGUAUUUACCUUUUUAAGAUAUAUUUUUUAAUAUUUUAAAAAUGUAAAGUACUGAUUUAUUGAAUGCAAUGGGUUUUAUUUUAUAAAUAUUUUUGUUUUUUUGCUCCUUGAAGCAAUCUGUUACUAUUUUUACAGUACGGAAAUGCGACAGAUGUUACUGUUGUGUUUGUUCUUGUUAAUUAUUCAGAUGUCAUGCAUAUCUUCCUUGAAAAGUUUUGAUUUUGCAUUCUGUUAUUUAUUCUAGUGAUUUUUUUUUUCUUUUGGCUCCUGGAGACUGCUACAAUUCUACAGAGUCUAUUUUUAAUACCUGAGAAUUUGCAGAGUGGUUCCUUUACAUUUUACGUUGACCGGAUAUUGAGGAAAAUGGCAGUGUUGUGAGCUAAAGGCUUCAUGGUGUUGGCCAGUGGACCUUUUUUUUCCCCUUCUUUUGUGCCACAUUAGUUUAAAAUGCCUAGCCAUAGUGUCCACAUGGGGCAAACCACAUGUCCUGUUUUUCCCGUGUGUGUGUGUGUGUGUACUUGUUAUGACACUUACUGGCUACUGGAGGAGGUGUGUAUUCACAGAAGUGUGUGCGUGUGUGUUUAUGCUAAUAUGCAUAGAUGAGAUUAGAGUUUAAAGAACUGAUCUGUCCUUCCACAUUGCCUCCACUUUCAGAAAUCUCAUUGCGCUGAGGGUUUUUUUUUUAAGUUUAAUUAUUUUUUACUGUACAAAGGAACAAACCAUGGACUCCAUACCAUUUUUGUAAUAAAAUGACAUCAACAGG
Neoarius graeffei (lesser salmon catfish) is the source of this 10179-nucleotide messenger RNA. It is a transcript of the gene ep300b, whose product is annotated as E1A binding protein p300 b. Gene Ontology annotation, biological process: positive regulation of transcription by RNA polymerase II. The record is from RefSeq and is a predicted model, not a curated record. Lineage: Eukaryota; Metazoa; Chordata; Actinopteri; Siluriformes; Ariidae. Gene Ontology annotation, cellular component: nucleus; histone acetyltransferase complex; transcription regulator complex. The coding region runs from base 1660 to 9144 and encodes 2494 amino acids. The transcript has 30 exons. Gene Ontology annotation, molecular function: zinc ion binding; chromatin DNA binding; protein binding.